AUGCAAGUCGGCUCUCUGCUCCAGCACUUGGAUCCCUCCCAUCUCGCAGCACCUCACAGGUCUCUUCCCGGAGCAGUGCAUUGCUGGAGCGAGGAGCCUCUCACGAAUCAGCUGCAGGUCCCCGUUUUGAAAAGCAGAGAUACAGAGGCAAAAGAAAAGGGUGGACUCCUAUGUGACCUGGUCUCAGAGCAAGACAAUCACCAGCUGAAUUCCAGAAGCCCUGUUCAUGUUUGGGGAGAUUUAUUCGACUGCAUGGAAUCAGAGAGAAGCCAAAGGAUGGGAAAUGCCUGCAUCCCCCUGAAAAGAAUUGCUUAUUUUCUAUGUCUCUUAUCUGCGCUUUUGCUGACUGAGGGGAAGAAACCAGCGAAGCCAAAAUGCCCUGCUGUGUGUACUUGUACCAAAGAUAAUGCUUUAUGUGAGAAUGCCAGAGCCAUUCCACGCACCGUUCCUCCUGAUGUUAUCUCAUUAUCCUUUGUGAGAUCUGGUUUUACUGAAAUCUCAGAAGGGAGUUUUUUAUUCACACCAUCGCUGCAGCUCUUGUUAUUCACAUCGAACUCCUUUGAUGUGAUCAGUGAUGAUGCUUUUAUUGGUCUUCCACAUUUAGAGUAUUUAUUCAUAGAAAACAACAACAUCAAGUCCAUUUCAAGAUAUACUUUCCGGGGACUAAAGUCUUUAAUUCACCUGAGCCUUGCAAACAACAAUCUCCAGACACUCCCAAAAGAUAUUUUCAAAGGCCUGGAUUCUUUAACAAAUGUGGACCUGAGAGGAAAUUCCUUUAAUUGUGACUGUAAACUGAAGUGGCUGGUGGAGUGGCUAAGCCAUACCAACGCAACAGUUGAAGACAUCUACUGCGAAGGCCCUCCAGAGUACAAGAAGCGCAAAAUCAAUAGUCUCUCACCCAAGGACUUUGACUGUAUCAUUACAGAAUUUGCAAAGUCUCAAGACCUGCCUUAUCAAUCACUGUCCAUAGACACUUUUUCUUAUAUGAACGAUGAGUAUGUAGUCAUUGCUCAGCCUUUUACCGGAAAAUGCAUUUUCCUUGAGUGGGACCACGUAGAAAAGACCUUCCGGAAUUAUGACAACAUUACAGGCACGUCCACUGUAGUAUGCAAGCCUAUAGUCAUCGAAACUCAGCUCUAUGUUAUUGUGGCCCAGCUGUUUGGCGGCUCUCACAUCUAUAAGCGAGACAGUUUUGCGAAUAAAUUCAUAAAAAUCCAGGAUAUCGAAAUUCUCAAAAUCCGAAAACCCAAUGACAUUGAAACAUUCAAGAUUGAAAACAACUGGUACUUUGUUGUUGCUGACAGUUCAAAAGCUGGUUUUACUACCAUUUACAAAUGGAACGGAAAUGGAUUCUACUCUCAUCAAUCCUUACAUGCGUGGUACAGGGACACUGAUGUGGAAUAUCUAGAAAUAGCCAGAACACCUCAGGCACUCAGAACGCCUCAUUUAAUCCUGUCCAGUAGUUCCCAGCGCCCUGUAAUUUAUCAAUGGAACAAAGCAACACAAUUAUUCAUUAACCAAACUGACAUCCCUAACAUGGAGGAUGUAUAUGCUGUAAAGCACUUCUCAGUGAAAGGUGAAGUGUACAUUUGCUUGACAAGAUUCAUUGGUGAUUCCAAAGUAAUGAAAUGGGGAGGCUCCUCAUUUCAGGAUAUUCAGAGGAUGCCAUCACGAGGAUCUAUGGUGUUCCAGCCUCUUCAGAUAAAUAACUAUCAAUAUGCAAUUCUUGGAAGUGAUUAUUCUUUUACUCAAGUGUAUAACUGGGAUGCAGAGAAAGCCAAAUUUGUGAAAUUUCAGGAAUUAAAUGUUCAGGCACCAAGGUCAUUCACACAUGUGUCCAUUAAUAAACGUAAUUUUCUUUUUGCUUCCAGUUUUAAAGGAAACACACAGAUUUACAAACAUGUCAUAGUUGACUUAAGCGCAUGACACACAAACUCUGUGGCUGCCACCAGAAACUUUCUAUAGUACGUGGUCCGGAUGAACUCAAUGCAUGAUGACUCUUCUUAUCACACCUGCAGAUGAAUGCCUUUCAAACAUUGAGACUGCUAGAACCCAGCACUACCAAUAUCUCCAUCCUUAAUUGUCCAGUCCAGUGGUGUGGGAAGUUACCUUUUAUAAGAGAAAAUUGAAUUGUGUAACUGUUCUUUGCAGUGAAGACGUGUAAAUGAGCAUUUACUGGUAUCUGUUACUCCAAAAAGAGAAAUAUUAAUAUGUACUUUUCCAUUUAUUUAUUCACGUGUUCAGAAACAACUGCCAAAUAAAAUGUUUACAUUUUCUUUCAUAUCCCAAGGGUGAUUAUUU
This is a messenger RNA of Pteronotus mesoamericanus, 2301 nucleotides long. It is a transcript of the gene LGI1, whose product is annotated as leucine rich glioma inactivated 1. NCBI's taxonomy places the organism in Eukaryota, Metazoa, Chordata, Mammalia, Chiroptera, Mormoopidae. The coding region runs from base 1 to 1926 and encodes 641 amino acids. The record is from RefSeq and is a predicted model, not a curated record. Gene Ontology annotation, molecular function: protein binding. The transcript is spliced from 8 exons.